UUCAAAAUGGUGGUGACAGUGUUGUGAAUGAAUAACCACUAAGCCACUUGUCACUUUUUAAAUACUAUUUUUAUAUAUUUUUUAUUUAUUGUCUUUGUGCCAAUAACUUAUAUUUAUUUAAUAAUGAGUAAUUCGACAGCGUUAUUUGCUUGCUCUAGAUGCUUUACCAGACACCCGUUUGAGGAGCUGUCACCAGGUCAACAAUUGUGCAAGGAAUGCAGAGGAGCAUUUCCAGUUGUGAAGUGUACUUAUUGUAGAUCAGAAUUUCAACAAACCAAUAAACUAAGCACCAGCACGAUAUGCAAGAAAUGUGAAGUAAAUGUGAAACAGUAUGGUAAACCGACAGCUUGCGAGUAUUGCAAUAUCAUCGCUGCCUUCAUUGGCAAUAAAUGUCAACGUUGCACCAACUCGGAACGCAAAUAUGGGCCUCCGGUCACGUGUGAGCAGUGCAAACAGAAGUGUGCGUUUGAUCGCAAAGAUGAGGAUAAGAAGAAUUCCCUGUGCAUGAAAAAUGAUAACUUCACAUUUAAUAUUGUCAAGGAGGAUGGUGAACUGUCGAGGCCAGAAGACGGACGAGACUCCAAAGUAAUUGUGGACGGUAAGCUGCUGUGCUGGCUGUGUACGUUGUCGUUCAAACGAGCUCUGGCCAAGACCAAACAGUCGGAUGCAGAGAGAAGAGCUCAUAACAAGAUGAUGGCUCAAAAAGCUGCCAAGAACAAAGAAGUCAAACUCAGAAGCCACAACAAGAGGCCGAACAGGGUGGACGUGACCAAGAUCCCCGCCGGCGGAGGACAGGACAACAACAAUGCUGAGUCCAACAACUCCGGGGCCAACAACCCCCCGCCACCCAAGAUGCCUAGGGUGAAGCCACCUGGAGACCCGCUGGACCCAAACUCCUCCGACCAUGUGGUGGCCAUGACUCAAUUGAAGGAGCAGAUGGCGUCGCUACAGAAACAGCUGACGAUGAAGGACAACAUUAUACUGUCAAAAGACAAAAUGAUUACAGAGCUCAAGGCGAAGCACUUCACGUCAGAAGCUGAGCUACGAAAUAAGAUGAACAAUGUUCAAAAGGAUAAUGAUAAAAAAGUGGAAAUGCUCCAUAUGAAAAUAAAAACAUUACAAAAAGAAGUCGCCACACUGUCAAAAGGCAAUAAGAAAGACCGUCUAAAGCAAGAAACCAAAGACGGAAAUAGUGGUUCUGGUACAGACAGUCCUAGUAUAACAUAACAUUCAUUAAUCAAUAAUAUUUAUUACAGAGUGUAUCGGUGGCUUUCAUCGGUACAAUUAUGAAUUUUUUUAAACAAAUUUAACUGUAUUUUUAUAUGUGUUAUCGAAACAAAGCGGUUAUCUAAUAUUUAUCAAUUCUUUUUUUAUAAUUUUGUGUGAAAUUCCUUGAUGGUCUGUAUUUUAAGUAUCAGUUUUUGAUGGGUAAAAAUAGGUUUUACUUGUUGAAAACUGUCUUAUGUAUGUACAAUGUAUAUUUAAUUCUUGUAUCUCAGGAAGUGAGGAAGUGGUUUUUAAUAAAAAUUUUUUAAAUCAU
This is a messenger RNA of Macrosteles quadrilineatus (aster leafhopper), 1540 nucleotides long. Its product is annotated as protein FAM76A. The transcript is spliced from 7 exons. The record is from RefSeq and is a predicted model, not a curated record. NCBI's taxonomy places the organism in Eukaryota, Metazoa, Arthropoda, Insecta, Hemiptera, Cicadellidae. The coding region runs from base 124 to 1227 and encodes 367 amino acids.